AUGUCCGCGAUUAUAGAUGACAAGGUUGUCGCAGGUGCAAAGGGCUCAAACACCGUUAAGGAAGAUCCGAUCGUGGCGUUGACGGAAAGGGUGAACGCUUUGUAUUUUUUCCGGGAUCGCUAUUUCGAGACGCAUUCUAUCGACGAGGCGAUAAAGAAGAACAGUGACGUGGAGAGGGAGAUGAAGGACACGUUGAGCAAGUUCGACGAGUGUAAAGGAUAUGAGAUUGACGGUUCACGCGCAAAUUACUAUUACUUAAAGGGCAAAGCUCUGAACGUUGUGGAUCGUUUCAUUCCGCAGGCAGAGGAACUAUUGAGCAAAGCUGUGAAAUUGGAACCGAAAUUGAUAGAGGCUUGGAAUGAAUUGGGAGAAUGUUACUGGAAAAAUGAUGAUAUGCUGCAAGCGAAGAACUGUUUCAUCGGUGCCCUGCCACACGAUAGAAAUAAAGUGUCUCUUCGAAAUUUAUCAAUGGUACUUAGACAAGAGCAGACUUCGUCUGUGGAACAGCGAAUAAAAAAUAUUCAGCAGGGUGUGGAAUAUGCCAAAGAGGCUGUCAGCCUGGACACAACAGACGGCAUAUCCUGGGCCAUAUUGGGAAAUGCUUAUUUGUCUUCCUUCUUUACAGUGGCGCAAAGUCCAACUACCUUACGUCUGUGUAUGUCAGCAUACAUGCAAGCAGAAAAAGAUAUCAUUGCCAGAAGUAAUCCUGAUUUGUUUUAUAACAAGGCGGUAGCCUUGAAAUAUCAGGAAGAAUAUAACUUAGCUUUACGUUCGUUCGAAAAUGCGAUGGCGCUGGAUCCAUUAUGGGAAACCCCGCGUAACAAGCGGGACGAAUUACUACAGUAUCUUAAAGAUAUACAAAAUUCGAUUAAUAACAGCGGAUACGUAAAACCAAAACGACUGUAUCAAAUGAUACGGGCAUUGGAUAUUAAACACUUAGGACCAUACAAGGGUGGAUCGUACACAUCUGGGGAGAAGUCUAUCAAGUUAGACCUAAUUCCAUUGAGAGAAUUAGCUCUCGGACUGAACACGGAGAAAGUCGUGUUUGGAAAGGUGGUUUGUUGGAUACAGGACUCGGAUUGCGUCCCGUUUGCUUUUUGUCUCGUCGAUGAACAAAAGACGUGUAUCGUUGUUACUGUGUAUAAUUUAGCUAAAGGUCGAGGAGUCACGGUCGGAGACUCCGUUGGUAUACCGGAACCUUUUGUCGUACAUCAGAAGUUCUCCUACAUAGACAAUGAUUUCGAUUACAGAUCUAUUCGCAUCGAAACACCGGUCAUACUCGUAGUUAACGGAAGAAAGUUAGGCCGGGAACAGCAAGCCGGCGCGAACUUGCACACCUUCAAAAAAACGGAUUAAGUCUGAGAUGAAGUACGUUGAUCGAGCGACGAGUCACACAGAAGCUGGAGAGGAUGAUUUUCUAUCCUGUCCUUUUUCAACGGCAAAGGUAACACGCGAAAGUAACGCAAAGAAGCUCGUCGGUAUACUUCGUUAUACUUCGGUACAUUGCUUUCCUCAAGUAUACUGCGCGUGGCACGUGAAUUCAAAAUGAAUAUAUCUAUAAAAAGCGUUACAUUGGCAUUAAUCAAAAAUAAUCUGCAGCAUUAUUUAGAGCAUAUAUGCUACGUUAUAACAAUUUUAUAUUUUAUAACAACGUACAAGAGAGAAAGGUACUCACAUGCACGUCUUUGAACCAUCACAUCUUUGAAAUCAACGAAACUAAGGCUAAGACGUACGUGUUAUUGCGAUAUUAUUUGCACAAAAAUUGGCAAACAUCGCUAAUUUACA
Molecule: messenger RNA, 1785 nt
Organism: Dinoponera quadriceps
Lineage: Eukaryota; Metazoa; Arthropoda; Insecta; Hymenoptera; Formicidae
Product: tetratricopeptide repeat protein 5-like
Exons: 8
Coding region: 1-1356 (451 amino acids)
Biological process (GO): cell division
Molecular function (GO): protein binding
Source: RefSeq, a predicted model, not a curated record